Molecule: messenger RNA, 2564 nt
Organism: Fukomys damarensis (Damara mole-rat)
Lineage: Eukaryota; Metazoa; Chordata; Mammalia; Rodentia; Bathyergidae
Gene: Igdcc3
Product: immunoglobulin superfamily DCC subclass member 3
Exons: 9
Coding region: 1-1341 (446 amino acids)
Biological process (GO): cell-cell adhesion; axon guidance
Cellular component (GO): axon; plasma membrane
Molecular function (GO): protein binding
Source: RefSeq, a predicted model, not a curated record
AUGGAGACCACCCUGAGCGAGCUGCACAUUCAUAGAUUGGUUUUUCAUAUUCAGAGUCUGAUUGGCCUUGUCCCUGUAAAGGAUUUAGGCAUCCUCUCUGGGAAGCCAGAAUUCCUGGUUUUCCUUUGCACACUGACCAUUUCGGGAAUCGGCCCCGAGGAUGAGGCCAUCUACCAGUGUGUGGCCGAGAACAGCGCGGGCUCGUCCCAGGCCAGCGCCAGGCUGACUGUGCUGUGGGCCGAGGGGCUCCCUGGGCCCCCCCGCAACGUCCAGGCCACCUCUGUGUCAUCCACCGAGGUCCGUGUGUCCUGGAGCGAGCCUUUGGUCAACACCAAGGAGAUCAUAGGCUACGUCCUGCACAUCAGAAAGGCUGCCGAUCCUCCAGAGCUGGAGUAUCAGGAAGCAGUCAGCAAGAGCACCUUUCAGCACCUGGUCAGCGACCUUGAGCCCUCCACGGCCUACAGCUUCUAUAUCAAGGCCUACACACCAAGGGGGGCCAGCUCAGCCUCCAUCCCCACUCUGGCCAGCACUCUGGGUGAAGCUCCCGUUCCACCCCUGCUCUCUGUGCGGGUCCUGGGCGGCUCCUCCCUGCAGCUGCUGUGGGAGCCCUGGCCCCGGCUGGCCCUGCAUGAGGGCGGCUUCAAGCUGUUCUACCGCCAGGUGGGCAAGGCCUCCUUCGCUGGCCCCAUCCUGCUGCCUGGAACCACCUCUUCCUACAACCUCAGCCAGCUCGACCCCAGGGCCGCGUACGAGGUGAAGCUGCUGGCUUACAACCAGCACGGGGAUGGCAACGCCACGGUCCGCUUCGUGUCCUUGCGGGGAGCCUCAGACAGGACAGCCCUGAGCCCGCCCUGUGACUGCCGGAAAGAGGAAGCGGCCAACCAGACAUCCACCACAGGCAUCGUCAUUGGCAUCCACAUCGGGGUCACCUGCAUCAUCUUCUGUGUCCUCUUCCUCCUGUUUGGACAGAGGGGCAGGGUCCUCCUGUGUAAGGAUGUGGAAAAUCAGCUAUCACCUCCCCAGGGUCCCCGGGGCCAGAGGGACACUGGUGUCCUGGCCCCGAAUGGCAUGGCCCAGGGGGGGCACCGAGAGAAGCGCAUGGAUGCCAAGGAACUGGAGCAGCUGUGUCCCCCGGCAGGGGCAGUGGGGCAGCCGAGCCCCAGGCCUACCGACCUCGCAGGCCCUGCCGUGUGUGAGGAGACCCAGCUGUCCAUGCUGCCACUUCAGGGGUUCAGCCUUCUGGAGGGGAGGACGCCAGAGACCAUAACGGUCCCCUGUACAGACCCUGGAGCUGCCCUGCCACCCCAGGAUACAGGCCACGGCCUCCUUAGUGAAGGAUAGGCUGCCCAGCCAGCUCUCGAGGGACGAUAGCCGGUGUCCGGCUGGCUCUGGAGGCGGGGAGCCCCGCAUUCUCAGGUCAAAGGCAAGAUUUCUCCUUCCACGUGGGAGCUGGACGGUCCCGGGGAUGGCCCUGCAUUUCGGUCCUGACUGAAGGACGGGGCCCCUCUGGGAGAUGAAGGGAUCCCUGCAGGAGCCCCCAUCCCCGGGCUGAUGUCCCCUUGCUGCUGCCUGGUACCCAUGCAACUUGGAACUGGACUAAUGUUUUCCUUUAAAAAUCAAAACUGAAAGCGAAAGAAGAGAGAGGAAGGUGAAUUAGACUCCAAAAAUUGCCCCUGCUGGGCCGGGCCCGACACAGUCCCCUGCCCGACCUCGUUUUCUCAGGAUGGAUUUUGCUGUGUUAGCGCUCAGCACCUACCUCAGCCGGCAUGAAUGUCCUCGGGGAGGGGACGGCACCCUGGGCCCUGCCCCUCAGAGCCAAAUGCACGCCUACCUCAAGCCCCUCUGUGGGCUUCCCUCCCGUCCCCAUUGUUGUCCAGAGUUUUAAAAAAAAAGAAAAAGAAAAAAAAGUGCAUCCCGUCUCCAGGUGUGAAAGAAACCGUCUACCUCAAGGCCCGAAGCUCUGGCCAUGCUGUCACUGGACCUUCUUCCUGGCCCUCUUCUCUUCUGCCACUGCCCGCAGCCUUCCAGAGGAGGAAGAGUGACAAGGGGGCCAGAAAUAAAGAUGGAAUCGGUCAGAGAGAAAAUGUGAAAGAAGCCAAAAAUGAGAGGAAGCUUGUUCCUCAAAGUAUAAAUCAUCCCAAACUAGCCACCUCCCAGGCCUGCUGCCUGUGCUCCAUCUCCUGCCACCUGUCCACCCGUGUGGACCCUCCCACCUGUAUCCACCCUCCACCGGGCUCUCCAUGGCCCUUCCGGGGCUGGGGACAUCACCUGUCCCUGCUUUCUGUCCUGCAGAUGCAGGGCCUGGUGUGGGUCUGGGCCCCAGAGUGUACUGUGUGUAGAACAGCGGUGUGUGUCUUCGGUGGAGGUGCCCAGGCUCCUGCGUCAUGGGACGCAGCCACCCCGACCUGCCCACUGGACGGUGGAACCACCGCUGUUAGCAGAUGUGGCCAGGAGCUAUUUUUAUACAAGGUGUGUUUAAGGGUCAUGUUCCUGUUACUUUUUCGUUUCUCUUUUCUGUUGUGUUGUUCUUUGAACUACUUGGGUAAAGAAGAAGAAAAAAAAAA